AUAACAGGUUAUUCUAUCGAGGGCAUUUCUCUUACUGACCCUGACAUCAGCAUGAGACCUGGAAUUAUACCUUCUUUGAUAAAAGAUCUUAUGCAGAAAAGGGUUAUACUUGUUCGGUCUCCUCCCUAUUCUGGAAAAACGUCAUUAGCACAGCUUUUGGAGAAUUACUUAGUUCAAUCACAAGAAUUUUCAGAAUACAGAGUAAUAAGAAUUUCAAUGAUUUGGGCAUCAUUUGUGAAAAUGAAAUGUAAUUGGGAGACAUUUGGAACGGUAUGGGAGAAGAUUAUUGGUGUAAGCUGGAUUGAGUGGAUUGGACAGUGCAGAAGUAUUCCAUCAAUUUUGAUAAUGGAUGAAGUUCAAAAGAUCUAUAAGGACAAGCAUGAAUUUGACGAAAAUAUGAAGAAUACAGAAACUGCAAUGGAGUUUUGGGAUACCGUUAAGGCCAGCCUUCAAGGAUUAUCAAAUUUUUAUAUAAUUAUGUUUGGAGCCUAUGGAUACGGUGCUAAUUUUGCAGGACUUUCAACCACAAUACCAGCAGAUAACUGCAAAAGUCUCCUUGACAUCAAAUUUACCGAUGAUGAGCUAUGGAGCUAUGUUAAAAAUUUCUGCAACAGGCACUUUGUAUUAUUAGAUAAUAACACUCUUAAUGACAUCAUCUCAAAAUUUAAUAAAUAUAUUCAAAAAGCAACGGCAGGACAUGUGGGUUUAGUUCGUCACAUAUUGCAUAAUACAAAAAGUGCAAUGGC
Ambispora leptoticha is the source of this 746-nucleotide messenger RNA. NCBI's taxonomy places the organism in Eukaryota, Fungi, Glomeromycota, Glomeromycetes, Archaeosporales, Ambisporaceae. The record is from the annotation of a GenBank genome assembly.